Molecule: messenger RNA, 938 nt
Organism: Prunus mume (Japanese apricot)
Lineage: Eukaryota; Viridiplantae; Streptophyta; Magnoliopsida; Rosales; Rosaceae
Product: KRR1 small subunit processome component homolog
Cellular component (GO): small-subunit processome; nucleolus
Molecular function (GO): RNA binding
Source: RefSeq, a predicted model, not a curated record
CUCAUUCUCUUUUUCUGUGUUUGUGCCUAGGAUAACAUUCUCUUUCUCUCUGCCUGUCAUACGCUUUCAACAACUACCCAAACAUUCUCUUUAUCUGUGCGUAGGCUGGGGAUUGAACAAGUAUCCAAACAAUUAGCUACGAUGACAAACAAGGUCAACAUGGAGGAGAUAAUCGCCUACAACAUGAAGGCCAAGUCUUACUGCCCAUAUGAUUUGAGCGUUCUCUGUAUGCCCAUUAAUAUAUGCAGGGCAAAAGAUUUGCAAGAAGCUUGGCCGGUGCUAAAGUCUGCUUUAGAAGAGUAUGGCAUUUCAUGUGCAUUGGAUGUGGAUGAGUAUUUCAUCACAUUCACGACAACCAAGGCUAAGGACUCAUAUGCUAUUCUCGACUCUAGAUAUCUUAUUCGACUUUUGUCAGCAGGAGUUCCUCCACUUCGGGCAGUAAAAGUACUGAAUGGAAUGCCAUGCUACCUCGUCUACACUGGGUAUGUUUUCGAUGGGCUUUGCAAAAAAUUUGAUAUCAAGCGGGAUAAGUAUGUUUCUAGGAAAAAACUGCUCAUGAGUCUCCCAGUACAGGAACUUGAAAAACUGACAUGCUGUAACAUUUAUCUUUGCCCAGUGGAUGACAUGGUUGCCGUUAUGGGUCCAAUUCGAGGAAUGAAGCUAGUCAGGAAGAUUGUGGAAGACUGCAUUGUUCAUAAUAUUCCUCCGGCACCUCGUGUAAGGAGGCUUGCAAAUUACAUUCAAGCGAUUAAAGGUGUUGAGGCGUUGAGGUUAUGAUGACCAAUCUCGAAAAUGAAUGUUGGGUUCCGCUGCUCCAGUUGUGGUCGUUUAAUCCAUGAUUUUACACUACACUACAAGAUGAUCAAUUCUAUAACUAAAUAACUAGGAAUUGAUGAAUGGAUUUUGCAUCUGAGAAAUUUAUCAUCUACUUUUUGAGA